Molecule: messenger RNA, 626 nt
Organism: Humulus lupulus (European hop)
Lineage: Eukaryota; Viridiplantae; Streptophyta; Magnoliopsida; Rosales; Cannabaceae
Product: homeobox protein knotted-1-like 1
Exons: 4
Coding region: 19-438 (139 amino acids)
Cellular component (GO): nucleus
Molecular function (GO): DNA binding
Source: RefSeq, a predicted model, not a curated record
GAGGAAUUGAGGUGGAAAAUGGAGAAUAUGAGUUUGAGCUGUGAAAAUAAAGAUAAGGAGGAGAAAGUAACUGUUGAGGAAGAAGAUAAUGAGAUUCUCAAGAGAAGAAUCUCAGACCAUCCAUUAUACAGGCUUCUCCUUCAAUCUCAUCUCGAUUGUUUGAAGGUUGGUGGAGAUAAUGGUCAAUUUAAGAUCAAGAACACUGAGAGAAGACACCAUUUGAAACAGCAAGGAAACAAUUGUCUAGAGCUAGAUCAAUUCAUGGAAGCAUAUUGCAUAGCACUUGGGAAGCUAAAAGAAGAAUUUGAAGAACCUCAACAAAAAUCUAUGGCAUUCAUUAGCAGAAUGCAUUCUCAACUCAUUCAACUUACAACUACCUCAACUCACCACUUCUCUACUGGUGAAAGCCAAGAAGGAACAAAGAGUGAAAGGCCAUGAUUAUAAUGUAGAUUUAAAUCUCAAUACAAAUGGAGUUUGACACAAACAAAUUAAUAUGUAUACCAUAUAAAUGAGUAUUUAUAACUAUGAUGGACCACUAAACUUGUAGAAAUUUAUCAUUAUAUUUAUAUUAAGAUUAUGAUAGUGUGUACUAAGAGUUGUUGUUAGUAUUUGUCAAAAAUUCUUCU